Molecule: messenger RNA, 513 nt
Organism: Penicillium verrucosum
Lineage: Eukaryota; Fungi; Ascomycota; Eurotiomycetes; Eurotiales; Aspergillaceae
Exons: 1
Coding region: 1-513 (170 amino acids)
Source: RefSeq, a predicted model, not a curated record
AUGCGCUUCUAUCUCCCAGCAACACUUUUCCUCUCUGCCCUCAGCGCAGCCCCUGCCCUGGCCGGGCAGGAAGUGGUAGCGGUCUGGAGUGGCUCAACCUUCAGCACAGCCAGCAAUUCGGGCGAGCACGUCUGGGACGCCGGCUUCUCGUUGAUUGACAAGAACGGCGAGGUAAUCUACAACGAAGCCAAUCCGGACGGAUACAAACCUUGUAUCCACAUGGGUCAGGAAUUCCAGCUCGAAGGCGGAUGUCUCGGCGGAGCAUGGUACUCGUUUCGGUGCAAGGCAAACCCAAUUAGUGUACCGGAGGAAUGCGAGGUGAUGGGGCCGGAUGGUAAGAGUGUCGCGACCGGGGACAGUGAUAGCAGUACAGAUUAUUUCGGGCUGGGUAUCUCGAUGACUGGCGCUUGCCGAGUGAAUUUCGAGUUGUGGGAAGGGAUUGACUGUGAGAACGGCUCGGGGGACCUGGUGCCGCAUCAUACCGGUUGGCACGCUGAGGAUGGGUGGUCCUAA